Eurytemora carolleeae is the source of this 762-nucleotide messenger RNA. It is a transcript of the gene Pex19, whose product is annotated as peroxisomal biogenesis factor 19. NCBI's taxonomy places the organism in Eukaryota, Metazoa, Arthropoda, Copepoda, Calanoida, Temoridae. The record is from RefSeq and is a predicted model, not a curated record. The transcript is spliced from 2 exons. Gene Ontology annotation, biological process: protein import into peroxisome membrane. Bases 1 to 762 code for a protein of 253 amino acids. Gene Ontology annotation, cellular component: peroxisomal membrane; peroxisome.
AUGGAACAUACUAGGACGGGAACCGAGGGAAAAAAUGAAAAUAUCGAUGAACUUUUAAACAGUGCCUUGGAGGACUUGGAGAAUAUUCCAAAGAAAACUAAGAAAUCUAAAACAAAAGUUAAGAAAAGUGUCGAAGAUGAACUUAUGGGGCUAAUGGAAAAAGUUGGAUUUGCCGGUAGUACAAGAGAAUCUCUUAACGCUGAAAUGUUAAAUUUAUACAAGAUGGCCGAGAAGAACAGGGCUGAGUCGUCGGCAACCUCAAUUCAGGACGCACUGAACCAACUCGCCUUAGACUCGGAGAAACUGCAGGAAUUACCAACUGAAGAGGAAAUGAACAAGAUGUUUGAUGGAGUACAAGGAGCUGAUCUUGAACAAGGAUUAGGAAAUCUGAUCCCAAUGAUGGAAGGAAUGAUGCAGACACUGCUCUCUAAGGAUCUUCUGUAUCCUGCAAUGAAGGAUUUGAAUGACAGGUUUCCUGACUGGCUAGCAGAUAAUAGGCAAACCCUACCGGAGACGGAAUAUGCUAAAUACAACAAACAGUUUGAUUUAGCGCGAAAGAUUUGUAUUGAAUUUGAAAGCGAGAAGGAAGUGAAAAGUUCAAAUUCUGAUGAUAAGGAAAGAUUUGAGCGAAUAAUGGGUUUAAUGCAGGAGAUGCAAGAGCUUGGGCAUCCUCCGACAGAACUGGUUGGAGGAGAAGGAGGUGGGUUUCCGAUGAAUGGGUUGGGUUUACCAACCUCUCCGGAGCAGUGUGCAAUCUCAUAA